Molecule: messenger RNA, 2122 nt
Organism: Salvia splendens (bonfire salvia)
Lineage: Eukaryota; Viridiplantae; Streptophyta; Magnoliopsida; Lamiales; Lamiaceae
Product: AP2-like ethylene-responsive transcription factor AIL6
Exons: 10
Coding region: 515-1852 (445 amino acids)
Biological process (GO): regulation of DNA-templated transcription
Molecular function (GO): DNA binding; DNA-binding transcription factor activity
Source: RefSeq, a predicted model, not a curated record
CAGAAAAAGGAACAAAUAGUGUUUGUAUGAUGAAAUUGAAAUUUCAUUGCGUUGUAAGAAUAAAGUAGGAGCGCACCCCGGAUCUCAAGCCAACAUUUCCUCUGCGUUCUAUUCAUUUUAUUCACUGUUUAAUUUCUUCUCUCUCAAUUCAAAAAAAGUGGUGGAUUUUCCCCUCUGGUUUUACGCCGAAUGGCAGACUGAACCGCCUCUUUCUCCCAUUUAUAUUCCUCCACCUGCCUCCCUUUCUCUCUCUUGGAACAACAACUUCUCUCUUCUUACUUUUGUUUUUAUAUGGACUCCAACCGUCUCCCCUCCUCUCUUCAUUUUGCGUCUCACUUUUGGUUUCAGUAAUUUCUCUCCUCCAACUUUGCAUGUGCCCUUCUCCCAGUUAACUGAGAAAAAAGGAAACAAGAUUUUUCUUGAUUUUCGAAUCAGUAAGAAAUUUAGAGGGUUUCCGUCACCAUAAAUGGGACGAGGAGUGAAGUCUUGAAUCAAGAUAAUACACAUUCUUGAAAUGGCCCCCGAUAAUAACAACAACUGGCUCUCAUUUUCACUUUCCUCAGUAGAAAUGGAGGUCAAGCUCAACCCUUCCGAUUCUCAGCUGCAGCCUACCCCAUCCGAUUCCCACCAUUUCUACCCUUUCGCCGAUAACUUCUAUGCCAAUGGAUGGUCUAACCAGAAAGGUGAGACGAUGUACACCGAUCAGCACACCCACCCGCCCAAGCUCGAGGACUUCUUCGCCGACGCCGACUCGACCGAGACUCAGGACUCGUCCCUCACUCACCUAUACGAAGAUCUCAACGCUAUUUCUGCGUUUCAAGCCUUCUCCGCCAACCCGGGCUCUGACGUCGACGACUCGGCCUUCCCCGCUCAGACUCAGUCCCCGGUGGAGUCGGGCACCGAGUUGGUGCCCUUUUCUCAGACUGCUGCAGCUCCUAAUACCCUCACUCUCCGAGUUAACUCGGAGAGUGAUAGCAGGAACUCGGCCGUUGCCCGAGCUGACUCGGGCAAGAAAAUGGGGGAUACCUUCGGCCAGAGAACUUCAAUUUACAGAGGUGUCACAAGGCAUAGAUGGACAGGUAGAUAUGAGGCGCAUUUAUGGGAUAACAGCUGCAGAAGAGAAGGGCAAGCGAGAAAAGGGCGUCAAGUGUAUUUAGGUGGGUAUGACAAGGAAGACAAGGCGGCAAGGUCGUAUGAUUUGGCUGCGCUCAAAUACUGGGGUCCGACUGCAACCACCAACUUCCCGGUUGCAAAUUACACCAAAGAAUUGGAAGAGAUGAAGCAUGCAACUAAGCAAGAAUUCAUAGCCUCACUUAGAAGGAAAAGUAGUGGUUUCUCGAGGGGGGCUUCGAUCUACAGAGGUGUUACGAGGCAUCAUCAGCAAGGCCGGUGGCAGGCGAGAAUCGGCCGUGUUGCCGGGAAUAAGGAUUUGUACCUGGGAACAUUUGCAACUGAGGAGGAAGCAGCAGAGGCAUAUGACAUCGCCGCGAUCAAGUUCAGAGGCAUAAAUGCGGUGACCAACUUUGAGAUGAACCGGUACGACAUCGAUGCCAUCGCCAAAAGCCCCCUUCCCAUCGGUGGCUCUGCGAAACGCAUGAAGGUUUCACUUGAAGCCGAGGAGAAACUACCUCUGUGCAAUAGCAGCGGCAACAUCAACUUCUCUGACAUCCAACCGGGUUCUGCCAUCCCGUGUGGAGGAGUCCCCUACGACACAACAACGCCGUACUACCACCACAACCUGUUCAACCACAUGGGAGCCUCGGACGCGGCGGCCUCUGGGUCGGCGUCGGCCAUGGUGAGCCUGAUGCAGCCGCCGGCGGAGUUUUUCAUCUGGCCUAACCAAUCGUAUUAGGUAGGCAGUGCUAGGGAGUGAUACUAACUUACCCGGUUAGGCUUUUAGGAUGGAUUCAAAAAAGGAUAAGGUUUUUUUUUGGUGUAAGUAGCAACUUUUGCUUCGUUUCAAUUUCAAUGUACCAUAAACUGGAGGCACUCGAUCGCUGUGGAUUAAUUUUCAACAGGUUUUCCAUAGUAAUCGAAUGAUUUAUGCUAUAAUCCAGAUAUAACAAAAUGAUACAGUGCUUAUAGCUGAUUUUGUUUAAUAAUAUUUGCAAUUUGCAUAACA